This is a messenger RNA of Uranotaenia lowii, 340 nucleotides long. It is a transcript of the gene RpS29, whose product is annotated as 40S ribosomal protein S29. The transcript has 3 exons. Gene Ontology annotation, molecular function: structural constituent of ribosome; zinc ion binding. The record is from RefSeq and is a predicted model, not a curated record. Gene Ontology annotation, biological process: translation. Bases 98 to 268 code for a protein of 56 amino acids. Gene Ontology annotation, cellular component: cytosolic small ribosomal subunit; ribosome. NCBI's taxonomy places the organism in Eukaryota, Metazoa, Arthropoda, Insecta, Diptera, Culicidae.
AACGGAAACUUGAAUAAUGAGUUCUUGCGUGUUCCCUUGAAACGUCAAAAACUUGUCCUCGAAAGUUUCUUUUUGUGCCGAUCGCCGUGCUGUGAAAAUGGGUUUCGCUGAUCUCUGGUAUUCGCAUCCUCGUAAAUAUGGACAAGGCUCUCGAUUCUGCCGGGCCUGUUCCAACAACCACGGUAUGAUCCGGAAGUAUGGAUUGAACAUCUGUCGCCAGUGUUUCCGAGAGUACGCUAAGGAUAUUGGCUUCCGGAAGCGGGACUAAAUGCUGCGAUCAUUAAUUUUAUUAAUGUAUCGGGAUAUGGAUGAAAUUCAAUAAAUGUAAUUAUCCGACAAA